Molecule: messenger RNA, 336 nt
Organism: Mytilinidion resinicola
Lineage: Eukaryota; Fungi; Ascomycota; Dothideomycetes; Mytilinidiales; Mytilinidiaceae
Exons: 1
Coding region: 66-251 (61 amino acids)
Source: RefSeq, a predicted model, not a curated record
CGCGAAGUCAGACUAUGCAAUCGUUGCUAACAGAUUGCUAAAUCAGGAGGCCAGAUUACAAAGGUAUGUCUAUUUGUUUACAAUUUUGCACAUGGCGAAAGCUUGGUGUCAGCGUGGUGGCGCAUUCUCCCCGCCUCUCAAAUUCUCACCAAGUCUGGGCCCAGUAUUUCCCACCGCCCUUCUGGCUGUGUAGCCUCUUCGUCGCGUACUCCGGGCAGAAAUGUGGCGCCUAUUCCAACGCCCCUCAAUAAUACAAGGUGUCAUACGUAGGUACAGCGAGUCUGUGCCAGAUCUUGAGGUCCAUCAACCUCAGUUGACGUGGCUCACACAUGUCGA